Lolium perenne is the source of this 950-nucleotide messenger RNA. RefSeq names its product 3-oxoacyl-[acyl-carrier-protein] reductase 4-like. Gene Ontology annotation, biological process: fatty acid biosynthetic process. NCBI's taxonomy places the organism in Eukaryota, Viridiplantae, Streptophyta, Magnoliopsida, Poales, Poaceae. Gene Ontology annotation, molecular function: NAD binding; 3-oxoacyl-[acyl-carrier-protein] reductase (NADPH) activity. The record is from RefSeq and is a predicted model, not a curated record.
GCCAGAAGAGAUGGCCAGGUUAGAGCUACGACUGGAGUGAGCAUGGAUGGCUGGGCACAGCAUGAAGCCCCGGUUGCAGUGGUUACCGGAGCAUCGAGAGGGAUCGGGAGAGCCAUAGCUGUGGCUCUUGGCAAGGCAGGGUGCAAGGUAGUUGUGAACUAUACCAAGUCUGGUAUGGAAGCUGAAGAAGUGUGCAGAGAGAUUGAGGAGUACGGUGGGACAGCCAUCUCUUUCUCCGCCGACGUGUCCAUGGAAGCCGAUGUCGAAUCCAUGAUGAGAGCGGCAAUCGAUACUUGGGGCACUCUGGACGUGCUGGUGAACAAUGCAGGAAUCACACGAGAUGCGUUGCUGAUGCGGAUGAAGCGGGCGCAAUGGCAGGAAGUGGUCGACGUGAACCUCACCGGCGUGUACCUCUGUGCCCAGGCCGCGGCGGCAGUCAUGACGAAGAGGAAAAAGGGAAGGAUCAUCAACAUCGCGUCGGUUGCCGGGAUCAUCGGCAACAUUGGGCAGGCCAACUACUGCGCUGCCAAGGCCGGCGUGAUCGGAUUGACAAAGGCCAUGGCCAGGGAAUACGGUAGCAGAAACAUAAAUGUGAAUGCGGUUGCGCCGGGCUGGGUCGCGUCCGAUAUGACAGCAAAACUAGGCGACGACAUCGAAAGAAAGGCACUCGAGACAAUACCAUUAGGACGGUUCGGCAAGCCAGAAGAGAUCGCUGGUCUGGUAGAGUUCAUGGCCGUUCAUCCGGCUGCAAGCUACAUGACCGGGCAGGUGCUCCCGGUUGAUGGUGGACUGUCCAUUUAAGUGCAACUAAAACAGAACCACCACAAGGUGUCCCUGACAGUGUUCCAUGCCUUUGCGCCAGACUUGUAAAACAGUAGCUACUUUUCGUUGGGUACAAGUUUUUUUUAGAUGGGGUACAAGAAAGUUGUAGUCUAGAAGUUCAACCCUAC